Molecule: messenger RNA, 1561 nt
Organism: Momordica charantia (bitter melon)
Lineage: Eukaryota; Viridiplantae; Streptophyta; Magnoliopsida; Cucurbitales; Cucurbitaceae
Product: senescence regulator (Protein of unknown function, DUF584)
Source: RefSeq, a predicted model, not a curated record
UCUCUCUCUUUCUUCUUUCUCUCUCCCAUAAAUCCCAAAGCUCUUUGAAGCAUUGGUAAACGAAUUGAAGUAAUAGAUGGAAAUUUUGAAGUGCUUAAGAUCAUUGAGAUCCAUGGUGGCCAAAACUUCUCUCACAUAUCUCAAUGCAGCAACACAGAAGAAAAUUAAGUGCUUUUACUCCUCUGGCGCCUCCUUCAAGGCCAGCUUCAGAGAUUGAAAAAAGCAAUGGAAAUAGAUUACUGAGUUUUUUUUUCAACUAGGAGUGAGAUGGAGCUGUGCUGCAAGUUAAGAAGAGGAUAAGGUUACGGAAAUCAGUGAGGUUUUGGUUUUGGUUUUGGUCAGACUAUUUUCGAGUCUCACUCAUCGUUUCCCCAUCAUCUUUUCCAAUCAAAAGCCAGCCUUUUUUCUAAACAGACUUCAACAACUUCCCUUGAUCAAUAUUUUGCUUUGGUUUCUGUUAUAAGUUCUUGUUUUUUUAUCUUUUCAAAGUUCAAACCAACCCCAUCUUACAGUGGCGGGGGAAAAUUAGUGCUUUUAAGUUUUUUACUCAGAUUCUCUUCAAAUCCCGUCGCUUUCUCUCCCAUUUAUUUCAGCUUUUUGAUUGGCCAUGAAAGUACAAUUCAUCUGUUUUUUGUUAUCUUUUCUGGGGUUUCCCUAUUUUUGCUGGGUGCCAUUUCUGAGCCUGAACUGAGGCCCUUGAUAUCUGUGAUCUUCUUUGGUAGUAUUCAGAGAGAAAAAUUUCUGAUAAAUAUCCGUGAGAAAGGCCAGUUUCAUCUGAAGGGUAAUCAAACAAUAAGAUCAAACAGAUGGCAGGUUCCACCACCAGAAGAAGCAAUGGAAAAUCAAUCAAAGAUGGAGACUUUGAUGAAGAAGAAAUAGAAGCAUGGAGCUUUAACCCCAAAAGAGGAGAAGAAAAAGAAGCUUCAUCGAUCUCUUCUUCUUCUUCUUCUUCCUCUGUUUGGCGCAUGCAGAGCUCUGCCCCUAAAAUGAUACCCAAAGCCAAAACAGCAGAAAAUCAAGAACCCAAAACUGUGAAGCGAUCCUCAGCCCCUCUGGACAUUCCAGACUGGUCCAAAAUAUAUGGAAGAAAUGGCCACAUGGGUUCAUGGAUGGAUGAUGAAUAUGGCAUGGUUGAUGGUGCUGCACGUUAUGAUGAUGAUGAUGAUGGAGAUGUCAUGGUUCCUCCUCAUGAAUGGAUUGCUAGGAAGCUGGCAAGAAGCCAAAUUUCAUCUUUCUCAGUGUGUGAAGGGAUUGGAAGAACACUCAAGGGAAGAGAUCUUAGUAAAGUGAGAAAUGCCAUUUUGACUAAAACUGGUUUCUUGGAGUGAUGUAACAACAAAUUCAUCACUUUCCUUUUUGUUGAACCAAAAUCUACUGUGAGUUAGAGAGCCUGAGAAUUGCCUUUUGUUUUUUUUUUUUUUUUUUGGGUUGAGAGAUUUUGUUUGUUGAAUUUGAGUUUUGGGUAAUUGAAUUCAAUAAGAAAAAUGGUACGAGAUAAUAUUUCUCUAACUUGCAGUGUUUAAGAAUUUCAGUGAUGGGCAAAUGAAGUGCACUGUUAUAA